AUGGACGCGGCGGCGGCUCCGGGCGCCGCGGCGGGAGGGCAGCAGCAGCAGCAGCCCGCGCCUCCCCGGGCGGAGCGGCUCAACGGGGAGGUGCAGAGCCAGCUGAACCUGGAGGGCAUGCGGGCGCGCGCGGUGGGGCUCUACAAGGCCAUCUCCCGCAUCCUCGAGGACUUCGACGCCAUCGCCCGCGUCAACCCCAGCGGCUCCCCCAAGUGGCAGGACGUGCUCGGGCAGUUUUCCAUGGUGAGCAUGGAGCUCUUCAACAUCGUGGAGGACAUCAAGAAGGUGAACAAGGGGUUCGUCGUGUACCCCAGGAACGUCAACGCCGAGAACGCUGCAAUAUCACAUCAUGUUUCCUGCUUGACCUGCGUGUGUAUCGCAGUACUGCCUGUAAUGCUGUCGUCAAAGCUCUUACCGGAGAUGGAAGUUGAGGAAACUACAAAGAGGGAACAGUUGUUGUCUGGAAUAACGAAUCUGCCCGUGCCUUCUCAAAUGGAAAAGUUAAAGGCUCGGAUAGACAUGAUUGCGAAUGCGUGUGAAACUGCUGAGAGAGUAAUCGCUGAGUGCCGUAAGACUCAUGGUCUAGGAGCCCGUCAAGGGGCAAAUCUUGGUCCUAUGUUGGACAAGGCACAAGCUGCAAAGAUACAGGAGCAGGAAAGUCUACUUAGAGCGGCAGUAAAUUAUGGUGAAGGAUUACGGGUAUCGGGAGACCAAAGGCAGAUGCAUUCAUCUCUUCCUAUCCAUCUAAUGGAAGUACUUGCUACUGGAGACGGGGCUCAUAAUUUUGGUGAUAAUUCUGGCGCCUAUCCCAAAAAUACACCAGCAUUUUCACCUAAUAAUGUCAGCGCCCAGGGAAAUCCAAUGCAGGCAUCUGGAGGACAAUUACUUGGCAGAUCUGCUCCAUCGCCUGGAACUGCCGGAACCCCUAAUUUUGAAAAUGUGUCUACUCCUCCAAUGCCAUAUGCUAACUCCCCUAGGUCAGGCACCAAUAUGAUGAAUACCCCUUCACCACAGCAACAUCUGACACCACAGCAGCAGAGGCAAAAGCUGAUGCAAGCAUCUCAGCAACAGCAGCAGCAGCUGAGGCCAUCAGCUGCUGGGAUGCUAGCACAGAGCUCGGUUCCUCAGUUACAAGAUCUACAGGGACAAGCUCAGCAAAAAGUUGCUGGCCAACAGCAGAUGCAGUACAGCCAAGCACAAGCCUUGUCACAGUUUCAGAAUAGGCAGAUGCAGGCUGCACGCAUGCAGCCAGGCAUGUCUCAGAGCCAAUUGAACCAAGGAAAUCAGUUAAGAAGCCAUUUGGGCCAGUUCACUGGAGCUGCAAACAGUGCAAUGUAUACUGCUGCACAGGCAUCUUCAAACUCACAAAUGAUGGCAAACAUACCUGGGACUAUGCAAACAAUGCAGUCACAGUCAAUGAUGCCGCAAAUGCAGCAGUUUGGUUUGACUGGUGGGCAUCCUCAGAGGAGUCAUCAAAUGAUGACCGACCAAAUGUACGGCAUGGGAGGCGCAAAUACCACGAGCAUGAUGGGAAUGCAAAUGCAGCAGCAGCAGCAGCAGCAGCAGCAGCAGCAACAGCAGCAGCAGCAGCAGCAAGGGCUAUACGGGAACAUGCAAGGAGGCGGUCAGAGCUUGCAGCAGCAGGGCAUGGUGGGCCUUCAGAACCAGCAGCAGAACCAAAUGCAGAACCAGAUGCAAAAUCAGAUGCAAAACCAGCUGCAGAAUCAGAUGCCGAACCCGAACUUCCCCCAGCAGAGGCAGCAAAACCAGCAAUGA
Molecule: messenger RNA, 1776 nt
Organism: Triticum turgidum subsp. durum (durum wheat)
Lineage: Eukaryota; Viridiplantae; Streptophyta; Magnoliopsida; Poales; Poaceae
Source: the annotation of a GenBank genome assembly